AUGGCAUCGGAGACGGCAGAAAUUGAACUCUUCUUCACAGAGGAUGCCCAACUCACAAAGUGCAUGCGCAUGCGGGCACAUAGCCUCCAGCAGAGGAACGCCAGACCCCAGGACGGCGAGAAGCUACUGAAGGCCAAUGAGUACAUCUACCGCCUGGACUUCGGCAGGCAGAGGCUCAAGUUUAUGCAGUGGAAAGUCGGCCUUAAAACACCUGGAAAGGUUGUGAUCACCGGGACUUCCCAACACUGGACUCCAGACCUCACCAACCUCAUGAACCGACAGCUCCUGGACCCAUCAGCCAUCUUCUGGAAAACUGGACAAGCUGACAUUGAGUGCAAUGAGGCCGAUGCCCAAGAGUUUGGGGAGAGGUUGUGCGAUCUGGCCAAAAUCCGCAAGGUCAUGUACUUUGUCCUCAGCUUUGCGGACGGCGCGGAGCCGGCCAACGUCAAGUGCUCAGUGAGGUUCAAAGCCUGAGGAGACUGGACUGUUUGGUGCUAUAAGCCGGUUGAAAUCUGAGCAGCUGCAAUCAUUUAACGCAGAGGUAUUCAACAUU
This is a messenger RNA of Pseudophryne corroboree (corroboree frog), 553 nucleotides long. It is a transcript of the gene OMP, whose product is annotated as olfactory marker protein. NCBI's taxonomy places the organism in Eukaryota, Metazoa, Chordata, Amphibia, Anura, Myobatrachidae. The record is from RefSeq and is a predicted model, not a curated record. The transcript has a single exon. Gene Ontology annotation, biological process: sensory perception of smell; signal transduction. The coding region runs from base 1 to 474 and encodes 157 amino acids.